Messenger RNA from Rhea pennata, 3489 nucleotides. It is a transcript of the gene NICOL1, whose product is annotated as NELL2 interacting cell ontogeny regulator 1. The record is from RefSeq and is a predicted model, not a curated record. The transcript has 3 exons. NCBI's taxonomy places the organism in Eukaryota, Metazoa, Chordata, Aves, Rheiformes, Rheidae. The coding region runs from base 24 to 311 and encodes 95 amino acids.
UGAGAAGACAGCUUGAAUUAUUGAUGAGAGUAAUGGCGUUGCCGUCUGUCUGGAGCGUGAUCCGUGUGGCGAUCCCGUUCAUUUCGGUGGUUGGCCUACUAAGCGUGAGGCUUGUUGGGGCCAGCCAGGACUCUGGGAGUGUCAUUCCAGCAGAAAGUCGUCCCUGUGUUGACUGCCAUGCGUUUGAGUUCAUGCAGAGGGCGUUGCAGGAUUUAAAGAAGACGGCAUAUAAUCUAGACACACGGACAGAAACCCUCCUCCUGAGAGCAGAAAAGAGAGGCCUCUGUGAUUGCUUUCCUACAAUACACUGAAAUGAGCACGGGGAUUUGGCUGAUGGACACUUACUCAUUUUUAAAGUUCUGUUCAAUAAAUUACAGGAAGAUCUAGAAUGCAAGUUGUGCCACACCACAAGGAAAACAAUUUUUAUGCAAACAGGUACAGCUCAGUUAGACCAUUCUUGCUUUGCUGUGUUUUAUCAUUACUGUAUGUGAUAUUGCAUCUGCUGAAGUAUCAAAAGAAGAAACAGUUCCAAAGGCUCGCUCAUGGGUUUUAUGUAAGGAUAGCAUCUCACUUUUCUGAUAUUUCAAGCCAAAUAUUGUCCUUGGAGUCUCAGACCAGGCCCUCAGCACACACAAAUCACCAUAGAUCUGUGAAAGUCAGUAGAGUCUCAUCAUUUCAUACCACCUGUAAAAAGACAUCUAAGGAUAGUCUUUAAAUAAUUCUUUGAUAUAUUUAAUAUUAGAAUGUGGUCCUAACAUAAAAAGAAAGCUGUUUUGCAAGAUGUGUAGCUUAAAAGUACUUACAAGCAGUCAUGGUUUUAUAUAGAAAUUAAUAGUUGUCAUUGACUGCUUGGCAGCUCAAGGAAGAUGUUUGUCCACAAUUGUAGAUUGUAUCAGUAGGCCAGUACAUAGCAAACACAGUAAUCUGCAUCACAGCAUUAAUUUCUUCAGAGCCACAUAGUAGCUGUGAUCUUUUGGAGAGAUUUAUUAAAUACUUAAUGCGAUCAGUAACAUUUGUAAUCACAUGAAUACUGCCUGGCAAUUGAACUGAUUGUGUCUGCCAAAAUCUUCUCGAAAAGUGUCUUUCAUUAAGCAAAUCACAUACUGGGUUAAGCCACUCUCAGUGGCCUCUACAGAGAGUUUUGGCAAAGAGCCUACAAAAUGCCUGCGCAUCCAGAAAUCUCCUGCAAACUGUUGGUUGGGAAUAUUUAAGUUCCACCAAAAUGGUCCACAGGUUUUUAAUGAACUGUAUAUGAGGAAGAAUUUCACUCCAUAGUGAGGAGUUAAAGUGCUGAGACUGUUAAUAUCCCUGCUGCAAUCAGUGAGAGACAAGAAAGAACAGAACAAUUCAAGCAGUGUAGCAGUAGACAGGAUUUGGCCUUGUUACUCUGGGGGAGGGGGAAAAAAAACAGAUCCAACAGAUCCCUUCUAAUUGUUUUAAUUUUCACUUUUUUUGGCAGGGGAGGGGAGAGCAGGGGAAGAGGAACAGAAAAUGGUCUUGAUGGAAAAAAGUAAAAGAUUUUUCAUAGACUUAAAAUAUCAUACCCAACAAAAGUGGUUUUCAAAAUUAUUUUAUCCACUUUUGUUAAUAUGUCUAUUUAUCUUCCCAUAACUGGCUGAUAUUUUACUGUCAGGCUGCUCAGUAAGUUAUGAGGGUAAUUGGCAACUUUUUAAAAGCAAACAGGCUAGAAAUACGUAUUUUAUCAUCAUUCUUAUUAUACAUUUAUGUGCAUCACCUGGCUUUGCAAACUGGCUUGAGAGGAAGAUUGCUAAGCUUAUUUUAGGGUUAUUGGACUCUUGAGCUGCAGUCUAGUGUCAGGAUCAUUUAAUAUUUCCGUGAGAGUAGUAGGAGGGAUUACAAAAGUAACAAGCUGUAGGAGGCAUCAUAUAACCUAUUUCAUGGGUGGUGACCUGGACUCACCUGAGCCCCCGUCACAAAGCAGCCUGUUAAGUGUCUCUAGAAAAUACCCUUAGGGAAAAAAAAAUAGGACUGACUUGACUGCAGUAGAAUUUAUGGCUAAGUCAUGGAGAAACCCUAAUUUUGCAGUGCUUUUUAUUCAUUAGAGGUGAAAUGCAGCCCCAAGCUGAAUGCAAAUGCCGGGUCUGUGUAUUACACAAAAGCCUGGGACCAGAAUUGGGAUUUCAGUGAUGCAUUCCUGUAGUCUUGGCUUUCUGCCUAGGACCGAGCUGCACCCUGUCUGACAUUAUUUUCAACAAACUUUACAGGACAUUAUUAUCUUAGAGUUUAUGUGCUUCCUUAGAGAGGGGUGCAGCUGACCAAACAUGUACAUCUUGAUCUUAAAGCUGAGCUGGCCUCCUUUUAGAGGUAGUGGAAAGAAAGAGAUGUUUUGGGGCUUUGACUCACAUGACCUGUUUUAAGUUGGUUUCUUUAUGGUAAGAUGACUGGCACUUCAGCAGUGCUUAAUUCUCUUCAUGAACUGUAAAGGGAAUCCAGGGCAAGGUGGAGGUCCACCUGUGGUUGGCUGAAACCCCCCACUCCAGUGAUACCAGUGUAAAGACAGAGACUUUAUGAUGAAUUUGUCUGUUUUCAAACCUCCUCUCACUCUUUUUGUCCCACUCCAGCAGGCAUUAGGAACUGUGACCUACUGCCAAAUUAUUAUUUUGUUUGCAGACAUACUAAAUAUCACAAAGGAGUUCAUUACCGUAUGCUCUGCCAAAGCUAUCUGAAAGGCAUGUGGCUCUAAGCAAGAAAAAGCUUCCUUGCACUUGCAUUUCAAGUAGGAAAAUUGCUUUGUCCUUUCUAGUGUUCUAAAAAAAUCCUUUCUUUGUCAUCAGGACCCAAUAUUUAUUGAGGGUGUUCACGCAGCCCUCAAGUGCACAUUCUCCUCCCCCCCCCCCCACCCCACAAAUACAUGCAAAAUCAUACAAUUUGUGUAAAAGAGAAACAACAUGACAGAUCAGCUCAUUGUUUUUAUGGUUUUGCUCUCCACUGUAACACUGGUAACUGAUGGGGAAUAGUAGAGGUUCUUACCACAGACUAGGUUUUGUUUCACAGUUAAAUAGUAGGUUUAAAACAGCCCCUUUGCAAAACACUCACCUUAGGUUGCUUUACUCCCACUGAGAUUUGAACUUAAGCAAUGCACAGAUCUUGACUUGGCUUUUUGCAGGAUGUGGAAUUCCAACACUGAACCUGUGAAUUUUGCAGCACAGCUCAGCUUUUGGGCAGGGCAACAUAUCUAUGGUUGUGUAUUGCUAGUGUGCAUGCGUAUUCUGCCAGUACCUUAAAGAAUCUUCAAAAGGCCUAUUAGCAAGCACUAUUUCUGGCUGUGUUUUUAUUUAGCAAAAUGGUUGCUGACUGUUGAUAUAUGCAGUUUAUUAUGAUAAAAAAGUGGAGUGAAUGAUGAGUGGAUGUUUUCUGACUCCCAAGGGAUCAGAGUAACAUUGCAAGUUUACACCUGUGAUGGUAGUGAUUAUGGUACAUGUGCUCCUCUUUGUCUAUAACAAUAAAAAGGCAUGAAGCAUUAUGACA